AUGCCAGCAAUUCCCCUUGUCACCCCCUUCCUAGAGAACGCUCUUGUGCAUCGUGCUACUGCAUCGCCCCCUAACGUGACAACAGCUGCAAGCGCCCUAUCUCGCGAGGUUGUUUGCGCAUGGCCGGUUUCCGGUCAAUAUGGCCCGGGGACCCGAGUGCUAUACUAUGUUUUAAUUGCAGCCUGUGUAGUUGCUCGCAAAGUAGAAUGGAUUCGGAACGCUUGUCUAGCCGCUGUGUUACUCUUUCCCGCUAUCGCAGCUCUUCAUGGGAUUGUUCUUGCUGCGGUUCAUGUCGACGGCGCUGUCGACAUGGAUAUCUACGGGGCAUUCCAGCUUUGCGCAAUCGGUAUCUUAACCGCCCCAGCCACCGUCAGGCUGUCCCGAACCUACUUCAACAAUCCCGGCCGUGAUAUCAUCUUUUUGUGGACAGUCCUUCUGCUGGCUGGGCUAGUGAGCUUGAUCGUGGAAUUCAUGCGUCUCAAACCCACUACUUGCCCAGUUGACGACGAGGCAAGCAUUCUCUGGGCCUUAACGGGUGACUUCCCAUAUGGCUCCAACUGUGGCAUUGCCUGUACCCCAGAUAAUGGGCCAGUCUCACCAUUGCGCCUAGGAGCAGCCGACAAUAUCUACGUGAUCCCAGUGCCUCGUGAGCUGUCGUUCAAUGCCAGUACGCUCGUUGCAGCCGCAUGCUGCAUCCCUGCCAUCCUGUCGUUGGUAUCCAUGUGGAUCAAAAUCUUAGACGAUAACUGGGAGAAGUUCUCAAAUGGAAAGCCUAAGCAGGAACCAGAUGAACCGAUUGUGGGAACCAACGGAGCUACCAUCAACCAUAUGACUAGGAUUACCGACAGGAUAAGCAAAUGGUUAGCGCUCAUUGAGAUACCGGUGUUUGCUGCAGCAGUGCUGGCAAUUCUCGCCAAAGGCGAAAUGAACUUUUGGAGUACGCAAAUGAGGCACCAAACAGAGCCUAUACAAAGCAUUGGUCAAUGGGCGCCAAUUGUUGGUACGGCACUCGCUGUAUUGGGGUCACUAUAUCUGCUUCUCUCUGCGGAUAUGGAAGCCGCGGGCAGGGAAGAUGGGCAGCAAGAAGAGACUAUUGUCGGAAAAUGCCCAAACUGCGACUGUUCUGUAUCAGAGACCGGAAGCAGUUCUGCACGAGGCUCUAGAACAAGUGCCGAGAGACAGGAUCCCGAUAUCGAAAUGACAACCAUACGCCGCCCUACUACCAACCAAACCACUACCACCCAAGCCCAACACGAUCUAGGAAGGCGAAGGGUUGCCCGCUUCUUAAACGCAGCAAGUGCCAUUAUGACCGCCAAAGCCCACAAACAAAUCGAAAAAACUGGGUUUAAACCCGAAGCGAAAACAACUUAUCCCCAGACCCCAGGAGAAGAAUACAAAAACGGAAAUCUCCAAACCCUACAAGACAAAUACAAAAGGCAGCUCAAGGAGGCCAAGGAGUCCAACACGUCGUUCACUGCCUACCCCAGCUGCCUCGCAGCCAAGGCCCCGUCAAAAUCACUCGAAUUCACUCCCGACACAAGGGAUAUCUGGGACAUCAACCUUGCAGUGUCCUCCUGGGUCGGCGCCUGCGGAGUGGCAAACAUUAGGUCCGUGGGAUAUAACGCCGAGCUCGCGAAGUAG
This is a messenger RNA of Penicillium mononematosum, 1641 nucleotides long. RefSeq lists its product as uncharacterized. NCBI's taxonomy places the organism in Eukaryota, Fungi, Ascomycota, Eurotiomycetes, Eurotiales, Aspergillaceae. The transcript is spliced from 5 exons. The record is from RefSeq and is a predicted model, not a curated record. Bases 1 to 1641 code for a protein of 546 amino acids.